Messenger RNA from Chiloscyllium plagiosum (whitespotted bambooshark), 1535 nucleotides. RefSeq lists its product as uncharacterized. Lineage: Eukaryota; Metazoa; Chordata; Chondrichthyes; Orectolobiformes; Hemiscylliidae. The record is from RefSeq and is a predicted model, not a curated record. Gene Ontology annotation, molecular function: RNA polymerase II cis-regulatory region sequence-specific DNA binding; DNA-binding transcription factor activity, RNA polymerase II-specific; protein dimerization activity. Gene Ontology annotation, cellular component: nucleus. Gene Ontology annotation, biological process: heart morphogenesis; regulation of transcription by RNA polymerase II; somite rostral/caudal axis specification.
AACCCUAUGGCUACUUGCCGGCUCUCAUCGAGCCACACACAACAAAAGAACAAGUGUACCAAAUUGACAUUGUUCACACUGCAUCCAGCAGUUUGCCAUACAUUUUAAGCUAAACUCGCUGAUUCAGAGAAAUUUGCUGCUCCAUCUCUCUCUGUCUUGCUCUCUCUCUCUCUCUCUCUCUCUCUCUCCCCCUCUCUCUCUCUGUAACAUUGCUUCUUCCCCACUUGCCGUGUGUGGCAGAUGGCACUUCAUUUGAGCUGCACAGUACAUCAGAGCAUAUUAAGCAACCAGUCUGCAAUGCUGAUCCACGACAGGACUCCGAUAGCAAGGUAGAGCAAUAGCUUUUCGUUGUAAGGUUCCACCUCCCCGACUGGAAUUGAAAGCAAAACACGACCACUUUCCGAGGGAGGGCUUGCUCGUGGCUCGUGUGGCAUUCCUGGUUUGUGCUGCUCGACCCGGCCAGGGGAAAGAAAGUGUCAGGACAAAAACACUUCGGAGUGGGAGUGCAAACAGAAACAGCUGCUCUUGUACCAGCACCAUCAUAGCUGCUACCUCCAACGCCGGUGAGCAGUUCUGUCAUAGCGUUAAAGUCACACAACGAAGAGAAGGCAAGCAGAAAGAAUAUUCGGCUGGUUGGCACAUCAUGGAUGGGAGUCUACCAAAGCUUCUGCACCAAGACUGUGUAACAUCUUCAAAAUAUGGGGCACAGACAGAGCACAAUUCUCUCGCUUCAGGGAGUAAUGGACCAACAGAAUGGAGCUACAGCAGCUCAGAGCCCAAUUCCCUCACGGAUUCUACAUCUCAUAGUCACUCGCCAACCUCUUCUGUUGACUCUUGUCGAAUUUCCCCUCGGUCUCUCCCUCGCACGUCCACCCAAGCUGCCCGCAGCCACCCGUGUAAAAUGAACAGCCUGCCAGCACCUGAGGGGGAGGAGGGGGAGGAGGGUCAGCCGGUGAGGAAGGUCCGUUUACGUUAUCCCGGCAAAGAGAGGCAAAGCGCCAGCGAGAGGGAGAAGCUGAGGAUGAGGGGCCUGGCCAAAGCCCUGCACAACCUGAGGACCUACCUACCCCCUUCGGUGGUCCCCGCGAGCCAGAGCCUGACCAAGCUGGAGACCCUCCGCCUCACCAUCCGCUACAUCUCACACCUCACCGAGCUGUUGAGGUUGAGUGAGGAGAGCCCCUCGGAGGGCAGCGACACUGAGGGAACCUACCAGGGCUACCCUCAGGACCUGGGCUACUGUCAGGAUAAGUCACAGAGCCCUCCAUCAGAGUGUCUGGCACAUUCAGCCGACUUGAUAAUGAAAAGCGAGAGCCAUGUGCUAUCAGGCUUUCAGGAUGUGACACUCUGUCAGAGUUUCACAGAGAACAAUGGGAAUCUGCAGCUGGUCCCCUGGUAUCCAUGGCAACAUUAAGACCCCUCUGGGCCUGACAUAUUCUGAGAAAUUAGUCUCUUGAUAAUGAUAUUAAGUUAAGUAUUUUUUCAUGUAGAUGUUUAUUUUGUUAAGCAUGUGGAAAUUAUUUGAUAUAUUUUUGUUA